Hyla sarda is the source of this 1473-nucleotide messenger RNA. It is a transcript of the gene STYXL1, whose product is annotated as serine/threonine/tyrosine interacting like 1. Gene Ontology annotation, cellular component: mitochondrion. The record is from RefSeq and is a predicted model, not a curated record. Bases 373 to 1344 code for a protein of 323 amino acids. The transcript has 9 exons. NCBI's taxonomy places the organism in Eukaryota, Metazoa, Chordata, Amphibia, Anura, Hylidae. Gene Ontology annotation, molecular function: pseudophosphatase activity; protein phosphatase binding; protein phosphatase inhibitor activity. Gene Ontology annotation, biological process: negative regulation of cytoplasmic stress granule assembly; positive regulation of intrinsic apoptotic signaling pathway; protein dephosphorylation.
GGCCGUUCCAUCUCAAGCCUCACUAACGCAUUGCCGCAGUGUCAGUGUGGUGUGUGUCACGUGUGCCGUUGUUGCUCCACCCAUAACAACGUAUGGGGCGUUCAUAGCAACGAGAGUUAGUGCGUUUGUGUCAGAGCUGACUGAAUGGGCUGGAGGACGAGGGACAGCUGUAGUGGAGCCUAAAAUCACAGUGCUCAAAGGGGAUGUCUGUUUCCUGGAGCUGUAGAAGUGACAUCACAGCGCCACUCAGCCAAUCACUGGCCGCAACGGUGUCCCUCUGACUCUACGCUCUACAGCUCGGGAAAAAGCAGUGUCACUGGCCAUAACCAGGACUCCCUGAUACCGGAGCUGCGAAGGAGUAGACAAAGAAACAUGGCCGAGUUGGUAUUGUGUACAGCAACAGAACUCUACAAUACUCUCAACCAGUCUACUAAAUUCUCUAAACUUGCUGAACCAAAUUAUUUAUGUCUUCUGGAUGCACGGUCCAAGAGGGAGUACAAUGAGAGCCACAUUAUAACUGCAAGAAGAGCUAAACAGAAUGAAGACAAUUGUUUCCUGGUACCAGAGUCUGUAGAAUUGGAUUGCAUGAAGUAUUGUGUAGUGUACGAUAGUCGAACUGAUUCUUUGGAUGGUGAAGGUAGGAGAAUGAUUUUCAAUACUUCUAUAAAAAUAGCAGCAAUGACUUAUUCUAAUAAGUAUCAUAAUAUCUAUAUUUUCUUCACAGGUCCAGCUAUACAGUGUGCAAAGGUCAUGUCAAAAGUCACUCGUCUCCCUGUGCUGGUGCUGAAGGGGGGGUAUGAAGAAUUUUCUGGUUAUUACCAUUUCUUCAGGUCACAGAAAGUGUUUUGGAUGCCUCAGGAAAUUGAUGAAUUUCAGCCUCAUCCUAUUGAAAUUCUACCAGGUUUAUUAUAUAUGGGUGAUCUACGACAGGCUAAUGACCGACACAUACAAAAAGACUUGAAGAUAAAAUCUCACGUUAAUGUCUCACUAGAGAUUACACAUCUUUUUUUGCCAAGUGGACAAGUAUUACACAUUCCACAGCCAGACUUGUGUGAUUCAGAUCUUCUUACAUUUUUUCCAAGUGCUUGUCAAUUUAUAGAUUCUCACAUGGCACCUAAUUGUGCAGUUCUUGUCUUUUCCAAGUUAGGGAUCAGCCGUAGCAGCGCUGUGUUAAUAGCAUAUAUUAUCCAUUACAGAAAAUGCACACUCCAGGAAGCUUGGAAUCAUGUUCUCAAGUGCAAAACAAAUAUGAGGCCAAACAGAGGAUUUGUACAGCAGCUGUCUAAAUGGGAAGGCACAGUUUUAGGGCACCAACUUACUGACAUAUCCGAUCCAAGGUUUUAAUGAUCUAGAUGACCAGAAUUCCCGAGGGGAAUUAUUAUUUGGACUAUACAUUUUACAUGAGUAAUAUAUACACUGGAUUAGGACCAAUCUAUAAAUGUGAUGAAGUAUAAAAUACUUUGUUUAAUCUUA